Molecule: messenger RNA, 879 nt
Organism: Plasmodium adleri (nom. inval.)
Lineage: Eukaryota; Apicomplexa; Aconoidasida; Haemosporida; Plasmodiidae
Product: long chain polyunsaturated fatty acid elongation enzyme, putative
Exons: 5
Coding region: 1-879 (292 amino acids)
Biological process (GO): fatty acid elongation, polyunsaturated fatty acid; fatty acid elongation, saturated fatty acid; sphingolipid biosynthetic process
Cellular component (GO): endoplasmic reticulum membrane
Molecular function (GO): fatty acid elongase activity
Source: RefSeq, a predicted model, not a curated record
AUGAGUAUUAUAAAUAUAUUAUUUUUCAAUAACCUAGGGGAGAGCAUUUUAACGUUCUUCAAUCCAAGUUUAAAAUAUGCAAGAAGUAUAACCAAGAAUUGGUUGUUGAUGAAUCCUACUCCUUUCUUUAUAGUAUUAUUAUCAUAUUCUUUAUUUGUAUUUAUAUCAUAUAUAUAUUAUCUUAGAUAUGGAAGAGGUACAAACGAUAAAACUCUUGCAGCCAAAAUUGCUCCAUCCAUAACAAGAGGCCCUAAAACAACACGACUAGAACAAAUGGUUGAAAAAUUAACACCCUACUAUAAUCUAUUACAAGUUUUAUUCAGCUUAAUUAUCACAUUGUUAACAAUUUACGAAGCAAAGAAUAGACGCUUUUCUUUAUUUUACAAUUCUGUUGAUUUUUCAAAAAAAAAUAUUGCCUUAUGUUGCUGGCUCUUUUACUUGAACAAAAUAGUAGAUUUUGUUGACACAAUUUUAAUUGUAUUAAGAAAAAAAUGGAACCAAUUUACUUUCCUACAUGUAUAUCAUCAUUUCUCAGUUUUUCUAAUCAUGUGGAUAAAUACAAGUGUAGGAUAUGAUGGAGAUAUUUACUAUAUCAUUGUAGUGAACUCAUUUGUGCAUUUUAUUAUGUACCUUUACUACUACCUUGCAAGCGUAAAAUUCAAAGUACCCAUUUUUGCAAAGGCAUGCGUAACGUAUCUUCAAAUGUUACAGUUCCUUUCCAUCAUCCUCCCAGGAUUUUAUGUCUUGUUCGUAAGACACUACUGCCCUUACCCCAGAAGACUAGUAGGCCUCAGUUUUUGCUACUGCAUAACCUUAUUAGUUUUGUUCACAAAUUUUGCUCUUCAUACAUAUAUUAAACCAAAAAAAAAGACAUCUUAA